GGCGGCUCCCGGCGGCGGGGGCACCAUGGCGGGGCCCGGGGCCGCGGGGCGGCGCUUCUUCCGCUGCGCCUGCUUCUGCUCCGAGAACCUCUUCCUGCCCCGCUACCGGCUGCACGUGCACUACAGCGAGGAGCAGCAGCUGCGCCGAGACUACGGCCCGAUCCUUAAGAACCGUGGCUGUGUGAGUCCCGAGGACUUUGAGCAGGUGUUGGCUGAGCUUGAGAAGGAGGUCCAGCGGAGGAAGCAGCUGGUUCAGCGGGCUUCAGAGAGGAAAGCCACCAUUGCCCAAUACUACCUCCCAGUCCAGCCCCAGGUGUACGGCUUACAGGAGAGGUUUCUGGCCCCGGAGUUUCUGACUACUAUUCAGUACUGUGUGAGCCCAGGCGCUGACCUUCCAGGCCUCCUUCAGCGCAUCGAGACCUUGUCAGGCGAGAAGAUGAUAUACCGGCUGCCGGUCUUCACCCAGGAAUUCUGCCAGAUGCUGCUGCAGGAGCUGGAGAACUUUGAGCAGUCAGACAUGCCCAAAGGGCGGCCCAAUACCAUGAAUAGCCACGGGGUGCUGUUAGACGAGAUGGGUCUGGACAAGCCCUUGGUGAUUCCCCUCCGGGAGCGCUACUUGCAGCCCCUCACGGCCCUCCUGUACCCUGACUGUGGAGGUGGCCGACUGGACAGCCACCGUGCCUUUGUGGUGAAGUACAGCAUAAAUGAGGACCGAGACCUCAGCUGCCACUACGACAACGCCGAGGUCACCCUCAACGUCUCACUGAACAAGAACUUCUCUGAGGGCAACCUUUACUUUGGAGAUUUUCACCAGGUAUUGAGCAAUGAAGGCCAGUACGUGGAGGUGCCAAAUGUGCUGGGCCACGGGAUACUGCAUCGGGGCGGGCAGUUGCACGGGGCCCUGCCCCUGGAGUCUGGAGAGCGAUGGAACCUCAUUAUCUGGAUGAGGGCCUCUUCUGUCCGCAACCGGCUCUGUCCCAUGUGCAAGAAACCGCCCGAGCUGGUGGAGGACGAGGGAUUUGGGGACGGCUUCACCCGGGAAGAAGGGGAGCCCAGUACUGUGGAUGUUUGCGCCUUGACCUGAGUUCCCAGUCUCGUGCCUGGUGGCCCACCAGUCUGAAAGCUCUGCUGGCCCCUUCUAUGCGGCAGCAGCCAUGAUACCCCAAUCCCAAGCAGGAGCCCCGACUGGGCCCCAUCACUUAGAAGUGGUCCUUGAGAGUCAGUGAGGAUUGGGAUGGUGUGUGGGAAAAAUGGGCUUACAAAUUGUCCCCUGGGGGCCUGCCAAAAGCAAGGUACUGAUGGGAUCCCAGCUGUGGUGGAUGGGACAAUAAAACACCACUGCUUAACUACCA
Molecule: messenger RNA, 1352 nt
Organism: Trichosurus vulpecula (common brushtail)
Lineage: Eukaryota; Metazoa; Chordata; Mammalia; Diprotodontia; Phalangeridae
Gene: OGFOD2
Product: 2-oxoglutarate and iron dependent oxygenase domain containing 2
Molecular function (GO): oxidoreductase activity, acting on paired donors, with incorporation or reduction of molecular oxygen; L-ascorbic acid binding; iron ion binding
Source: RefSeq, a predicted model, not a curated record